Triticum urartu is the source of this 5041-nucleotide messenger RNA. Lineage: Eukaryota; Viridiplantae; Streptophyta; Magnoliopsida; Poales; Poaceae. The record is from RefSeq and is a predicted model, not a curated record.
UCUCCCUCUCCCGCCAUGGCCUACCGCGGAGGCGGAGGCCGAUGGCGAGGGGGCCGCGGCGACCUGCAGCAGCAGUACGGCGGAGGUCGGGGCGCGCCGGCGGGAGGAGCGCGCGGGGCUUCCGGCUGGCCGCCUCCGGGCGCUUCGUCGGCGCCGCGUCCCGCCGCGACGGCGCCCUGCUACGGCACGCCCGUGGUGGCCGACAACCCCAACGCCACGGGGCCGCACCAGGGCGCCUACCAGCACGGCGUCGUCGUCCGCAACCCCGCCCCGACAUCCUACGCCACCGUCCGCGCGCCUUCGCCCGCGGUCACCAUCCGCGCGCCGUCCCCCACGCCGGCCACCAUCCGCGCUCCUGCUCCGACGCCCUCGCCGGCCGCGGCCCCGUUCCAGCCGGCCCGCGUCUCCGCCCCCGCUCCCGCUCCGCCGACCCCAGCGACCGUCGCCAAGGAGCUCGAGCAGAAGCUCUUCGUCACGGAGACCGCGCUGGCGCCGCCCGCCGCCGCGGCCGCGGCGGCGGUCGCGGCGACGCAGCCCGAGGAGGAGAAGGCCCCCGAGGUGGACCUCGCGCCGGUGUCCAAGAAGGGGCUCGCCCACCCCGCUCGGCCCGGCGCCGGCACCGUGGGCAAGAAGGUGAUGAUCCGCGCCAACCACUUGCUCGUCAACGUCGCCGACAACAACCUCUUCCACUACGAUGUCUCCAUUAACCCGGAGUCAAAAUCAAGGGCUGUGAACAGGGAGGUACUCAGUGAGCUAAUCAAGUUGCACGGCAAGACAUCCCUUGGCGGCAAAUUGCCUGCCUACGAUGGAAGAAAGAGUCUUUACACUGCAGGCUCGCUCCCUUUUGAGUCUGAGGAGUUUUCUGUUACACUGGUUGAUCCCGAAAAGAAAGACAAAGAAAAGGCUGAAAGGGAGUACAAGAUCACCAUUCGGAUUGCUGGGAGGACAGACCUGUACCAUCUCCAGCAGUUCCUCAAAGGAAGACAGAGGGAUAUGCCUCAAGAAACCAUCCAAGUUCUUGAUGUUGUCCUCAGGGAGUCACCAUCCUGGAACUAUGUCACGGUGUCCAGAUCCUUCUUCUCCACCACCUUUGGUCACAGAGGAGACAUUGGUGAACGAUUAGAGUGCUGGAGAGGUUACUACCAGAGCUUACGUCCAACCCAGAUGGGGCUGUCACUCAAUAUAGACAUAUCUGCGACAUCCUUCUUCAAGCCUGUGACAGUGGUCCAGUUUGUGCUAGAGUUCCUCAACUUACGUGAUGCCUCGCGGCCUCUGACAGACAGGGACCGUGUUAAGAUAAAGAAAGCACUCCGUUGGGUGCGUGUCGAAACAAACCACCAGGAAGACCAAAUCCGAAGAUACAAGAUAACAGGGAUUACUCCUGUUCCCAUGAGCCAGCUCAUAUUUCCUGUUGAUGAGAGAGGAACAAGAAUGUCAGUUGUUCAGUACUUCAUGCAAAGAUACAACUACAAUCUGCAGUAUACUUCUUGGCCCUGCUUGCAGUCCGGAAGUGACGCUCGGCCUGUGUAUCUGCCUAUGGAGGCGUGCAAGAUUGUUGAAGGGCAAAGGUACUCUAAGAAACUGAAUGACAAGCAGGUCACCAACAUACUUAGAGCUACCUGUCAACGUCCCCAGCAGAGGGAGCAAAGCAUUCGUGAGAUGGUUCUGCACAACAAGUAUGCUGAGGACAAGUUUGCUCAGGAGUUCGGAAUCAACGUCUGCAGUGACCUGGUCUCUGUUCCAGCCCGUGUGCUGCCUCCCCCCAUGUUGAGAUAUCAUGAUUCUGGAAAGGAGAAAACUUGUGCGCCAAGUGUUGGACAGUGGAACAUGAUUAACAAGAAAAUGAUCAAUGGAGGAAUCAUAGACAACUGGGCCUGUGUGAGUUUUUCACGCAUGCGUCCUGAGGAGGUACACAGGUUCUGUUGUGAUCUGAUUCAGAUGUGCAAUAUGACUGGAAUGGUUGGGCGGCCACCUUCCAUUGAGAAGGCCUUUACUAGAUUUGGUGUUCCGUCUGUGAAAAAUAUCCCAACUAUUGUCUUUGGUGCUGAUGUUACACACCCCCCACCUGGAGAGGACUCUGCAUCAUCUAUUGCUGCGGUGGUGGCAUCAAUGGACUGGCCAGAGAUCACCAAGUACAGUGGUCUUGUCUCUGCUCAAGCACACAGGCAGGAGAUAAUCGAAGACCUCUUCAGUGUCACCAAAGUUCCGCAGAGGGGUAAUGUCAAUGGUGGCAUGAUCAGGGAGUUACUGAUUGCCUUCCGCAGGAAGACAGGCCGGAGGCCUGAGAGGAUACUCUUCUACAGGGAUGGCGUAAGUGAAGGCCAAUUCAGCCAUGUUCUGCUUCAUGAAAUGGACGCAAUCAGGAAGGCCUGUGCCUCAUUGGAGGAGGGUUAUCAACCUGAGGUCAAUUUUGUUCCUGUUGAGAAGAAACAUUACACCAGGUUACUCUCUGAGGAUCAUGGGAGGCAUGAUAUGACUGACAAAAGUGGAAACAAACUUCCUGGUCUUGUCACGGCUCAUGAAAAUAAUGGGCAGCACAUACCCAUCAAUAUAUUUAUUGAUUUCUGUCUCGUGAGUCUGUGCUAGAAAAAAAGACACUUAAAAGAGGCAGAGUAGAAUACGAAAAGCCAAGGGGGCAAAGGCAUGAAUCUCAUUACAAGCUUGUGGUACAGAAAUCAAUAAGCCCUAACUACUACUGAACCAGAUACAUUAAUAUUGUUAAAUCAAUCAUUGUCAAAUAAUAAAAAGAACGCAUAUAUAUUUUUGCCUGAAAAAAAUGCACAUGAUGCACAUGAACAUGAAAACAGACUAAAAUCAGAGAUGCUCAAACAUACCGCGUUGGAUUGGCGUCUUAAACGCAAAAUUCGUCUUGAUAAAUGGAACUAGCCAGUAAAGGUCGUUGAAUGUUGUCAAUUCUAACAUUGUUAGCAAGUCUGUGAGGAAAGGAUUCCACUGCAGAAAAGGUGCGUCGGCCCCAUUGAUUUCUGUCUGAAAGAUUUUCUUUAGAAUUUUCAAUAUCUUUUUGCAAUCCUUGGGCAAAUUGACGGCAUCAAUAUUAUAAAUAGGCUCUUUAAUUAUCACGGCCCGCCCAUCAACUACCCUAAAAUUUUUCUUUUUUAGUUGACCAUUCCAUGAUUUUUUUUUCUUAAUUGCUUUCUUCAGUUGAUCUACUACACUAAGACCAAGAAUAUUGCCCUUCUGGUUGAAUACUGUAAUAAGUUUGUUUCUCCCGGGCUUAUCUUUAUCUCGAACAAACACCGUUCGAAAGAACUUGGUGCUAUCUGUAUUCUUUUAAGUUUUGGUCCCUUUAAGCAGUACGUGCUAUUCACUGAAGACUGCUAUUGAAAAGAAACUGAAUGUUUCAAUCAAUAGUUGUUCAUUGUAUCUUGUAAGAAAGCCUAUUAACUACGGAAAGACCCUAUCUUACUAUGGCUUACGGGAUGAGUCUGUGCUUAGGAUGGAGGCAAAAUUGCUAGGUAUAGGGUUUAGUGAAUAGCACGUACUGCUUAAAGGGACCAAAACUUAAAAGAAUACAGUGCUGAUAGCACCAAGUUCUUUCGAACGGUGUUUGUUCGAGAUAAAGAUAGGCCCGGGAGAAACAAACUUAUUACAGUAUUCAACCAGAAGGGCAAUAUUCUUGGUCUUAGUGUAGUAGAUCAACUGAAGAAAGCAAUUAAGAAAAAAAAAUCAUGGAAUGGUCAACUAAAAAAGAAAAUUUUUAGGGUAGUUGAUGGGCGGGCCGUGAUAAUUAAAGAGCCUAUUUAUAAUAUUGAUGCCGUCAAUUUGCCCAAGGAUUGCAAAAAGAUAUUGAAAAUUCUAAAGAAAAUCUUUCAGACAGAAAUCAAUGGGGCCGACGCACCUUUUCUGCAGUGGAAUCCUUUCCUCACAGACUUGCUAACAAUGUUAGAAUUGACAACAUUCAACGACCUUUACUGGCUAGUUCCAUUUAUCAAGACGAAUUUUGCGUUUAAGACGCCAAUCCAACGCGGUAUGUUUGAGCAUCUCUGAUUUUAGUCUGUUUUCAUGUUCAUGUGCAUCAUGUGCAUUUUUUUCAGGCAAAAAUAUAUAUGCGUUCUUUUUAUUAUUUGACAAUGAUUGAUUUAACAGUAUUAAUGUAUCUGGUUCAGUAGUAGUUAGGGCUUAUUGAUUUCUGUACCACAAGCUUGCAAUGAGAUUCAUGCCUUUGCCCCCUUGGCUUUUCGUAUUCUACUCUGCCUCUUUUAAGUGUCUUUUUUUCUAGCACAGACUCACGAGACAGAAAUCAAUAAAUAUAUUGAUGGGUAUGUGCUGCCCAUUAUUUUCAUGAGCCGUGACAAGACCUAAAAAGGUUAAAAAAAAUCAUAUCAGUCACCUAUAAGUAAAAGCCAUUUCUACCAUGAGCCACACAAUUAUUCGAGAAAGUAAUUGAUAGUUAUCAGUUUCUAACCAGGAAGUUUGUUUCCACUUUUGUCAGUCAUAUCAUGCCUCCCAUGAUCCUCAGAGAGAUAUCCUACAGAGUUUGAUUUCUACUUGUGCAGCCAUGCUGGCAUUAAGGGAACUAGCAGGCCAACACACUACCAUGUUCUUUAUGAUGAGAAUCACUUCACAGCCGAUGCGCUUCAGUAACUGACCAACAAUCUCUGCUACACCUAUGCUCGUUGCACUCGUGCAGUCUCUGUUGUCCCACCGGCGUACUAUGCCCAUCUCGCCGCAUUCCGCGCGCGCUACUACGUGGAAGGGGACAGCUCGGACGGCGGGUCGACCCCUGGGCAGGCGGCGAUUGCGCACGAGGGCCCUGUGGAGGUGCGCCACCUCCCAAAGAUCAAGGACAACGUCAAGGACGUCAUGUUCUACUGCUGAGCUCCUGUGGAGGGAGCUGUGUGUGAGAGAGAGCCUGAGAUGGCGAUGACUCUGUUUUGCCGUGGAGCCUGUUGCUCGUAGUUAUCUUGUUCAGUUCGUAGUAGCCAGGAUAUCUAUGACUGUCUCUGUUACCUUUAACUCUAUUUGAGACCUAUCCUGUGCAAGUGGUUUAAGUUACCAAGUGGUUUUGCUAGAUGCCAUA